This is a messenger RNA of Pungitius pungitius (ninespine stickleback), 6490 nucleotides long. RefSeq names its product zinc finger CCCH-type containing 13 (gene zc3h13). NCBI's taxonomy places the organism in Eukaryota, Metazoa, Chordata, Actinopteri, Perciformes, Gasterosteidae. The record is from RefSeq and is a predicted model, not a curated record. Gene Ontology annotation, molecular function: metal ion binding. The coding region runs from base 186 to 5849 and encodes 1887 amino acids. The transcript has 20 exons.
GACAAACGGCCUCUAAAAACCACCGAAGAAGUAAAGCAGACGCUUUGCCUCCGCCACCAUGAAGGCACAGAUGGCAGUUUCAGCCUCUGGCUUAGAAGAAUAAACCUUUUUAUUUCUGAAAGUGCUAAAUCCACUUCUUGGACUUAAGUAGAUGCGACGCCGAAUCAAUAUCUUGGUCCUGCAGAAUGUCCAAGAUCAGGCGGAAAGUAACAGUGGAGAAUUCAAAAACCAUAUCUGAUAGCAGCAGCAGCAGCAGCACCACGACCAGCAGCACCAGUAACCCCGCCGCCCCAUCCCGCCGGCCCAGUGUGUUUGAAAGACUUGGCCCCAGCACUGGGAGUAAUGCUGCUGAUAGUCACUGCAGAAAUUGGCUGAAGACCGGUAAUUGCAGUUACGGCAACACUUGUCGCUACACACAUGGAACUCAGCCACGAGGCAAAGGAUUUAGCUUCAGCCGGUCAGCUGAGAGACCCACAGGUGAUCUGCGGGAGAGGAUGAAGAAUAAAAGACAGGAUGUUGACCCAGAAAACUUGAAGCGUGACCUAGACGAGCCCGCAUCCCCCACAGCUAGACAGAGAGACUCCUCCAGAGGCCGACACAGGGAAAAGGAGGAUAUAAAGAUCACAAAGGAGCGCACCCCAGCCAGUGAAGAAGAGCCUACAGAGUGGGAAACCAAUCGCGAAGACUCCGAUAUCGGUGACUACGACUACGAGUUAUCCCUCGAGAUGAAACGCCAGAAGAUUCAGCGUGAGCUGAUGAAAUUGGAGCAGGAGAACUUGGACAAGAGGGAGGAGAUUAUCAUCAAGAAAGAUGAGACCCCCACAAAAACAAGAGCCCAAGCCAUGCCAAAGGCCUCCCCAGAGCCGCUAAGCAAGCAAGACUCACCCUCAUCCCGGAAGUCAACUGGGUCCCCAAAACACAAAAGUGGAAACAAAGGACCAGGCUCUGGAAAGAAAGAGAAGAAGGCAGUUGUGCCCUCACCAGUUUCAGAAUCUACCAGGCCUUCAAAAGGGAGCCACAGUAAGAAAAAAGGGCCCCGGACCCCCAGUCCCCCUCCCCCGGUCCCUCUAGAUAUUCCUGUGGUUGGUAAAAAACACAAAGGAAAGCACAAGAACAAGGAGAAGUCUGAGGAAAAGCAGAAGGAUCGAGGGAGAGAGAUUGAAAAACACAAAGAGAAGAAGGAGAAACGCAGGGACAGGUCCGACAGUUCCCACAAGGCCAAGCGCUCAAUGACAUCAGAGGAGCGUUCCGGCAGUGUGUCCUCUCCCUCCAGGGGCACUACACCCACAGCCAGGAAGAAGUCCACCUCUCCGAAAGCUUUGUCCCACAAGAUCGCCGCACUGGUCUCCCCUCCUCGCAGGUCUCCCACCCCCCCACGCCACCAGCGCACCCCCACUCCUCCACGCCACAAGCGCACCCCCACUCCUACUCGCCACCAUUCGCCCUCCUCCCACUCGGGUUCCUCUGCCCAGCGGAACUCUUCGUCUCCUCGCCGCCGCCGCUCGUCCUCCCCCGCCUACCACCGCGGCGCCGCCGUCCUGACGUUGGCCUCCUCCCCUCCGAGCUCCCGGCGGUCCCGGUCCCCCCCCGCUUCCCACAGCGCCUCCUCUCCCCACCGCCGGUCCGACCGAUCGAGCCCCGGCCAGCGCCACUCCAGGGGCCGCGAGAGGAGCCGCGGGGAAAGAGAGAGGAGUCCGCCUGCUCAGGAGCGCAGGCAUGAGCGCAGAGAUGAAAGCCGCAGCAAGCGAGAGAAAGAGCGUGAUGAUCGGGACUACGAGCCCGAACCGGUCUCAUCGCGGGACACUCGCGAUGAUCGGGAGACCAGAGAGGCUCGCGAGCGCCGGGACACUCGCGAGCGAGGAAGGGAUACGGCCCGAGAGACCCGUGACCAUCGAGACAACCGGGACGUGAAGGACACCCGAGAAAUCCGAGCAGAGACCCGCUCCAGCCGAGAGUCCCUGGAGCGCCGUGACCGCGAACGGGAACGGGAGAGGGACCGCGAGAAGGAGAGGGAGAAAGACCGAGAGCGAGAAAAGGAGAGGGAGAGGACUGACAACCACCGGAAGGAGGAUCCGGCUCAGGAGGACAGGAGUUAUGGCAGAGGUCACGGACGGGAGGAUGGGGGCAGAGCUGAAGGAAGGACGGAGAACAGGAUGGACAGGACCGAGAGAAACAGCCGAGGGCGAGGGCGAGCCAAUGAAACGUCUGACAAAGGCUCAAACAGGAACUCCCGGGGUUCCCAACUGGAGAGCGGCCAUGACAACUGGGAGUCCCGGAGCAGCGGCGUGCGCGAGCGGAGUGUAGAGAGGAGCACCGAUCGCAGCGCUACCGAGCGGAGCUCCGAGAGGGGCUCGGAACGAGAUCGCUAUGAGGGGGACAGGAGAGGAGAUCAGGCCAGAGACUCCUCAUACGACAGGAGAGGAGGGCACGGAGAGCGGGAUCGAAGAGACAACAGAGAUAGAGGCGGAGAUCAAAGAGCAGCCUCUCCCGUCAGACACCAGGGGAGAUCAGAUGAGUCUGAGAGGGAGGAGAGGAGGGAGGACCGCAGGACAGAUAGAACGGAGGAGAGAAGAGAUGACAGGACCCGUGACCGAGAAAGAGAGCGGGAGAGGGAGAAGGAAAAGGAGAAGGAGAGGGAAAAGGAGCGAGAGAAGGAGCUGGAGAGGGAGCGGGUCAGGGAGAGGGAACGAGAAAGGGAAAGGGAGCGGGAGGAGCGGGAACGCGAGAGGGAGGAGCGGGAGCGCGAGAGGGAGAGGAAGGAGCGCGAGAGAGAGCGGGAGCGCGAAAGAGAGAGGGAGCAACGGGAGCAGCGGGAGCGGGAGAGGCAGCGGGAAUGGGAGGAGCGGGAGAGAGGGCGAGAGGAAAGGCGGGAAAGGAGAGACGACACCAGGGACGACCGCACGGUCAGAGACGACCGCAAGACGAGUCGCAAGCGGCCCAGGGUGGAGAACAGCCCGAGCCCCAGAGCCUCGCCAAAGCGAGCGACCCGGGACGUCAGCCCUGCAGACAGCGACGGCUACAACAGUGCAGAAGAAAAAAGUGAGCGGGCAAUUGGCCGGGGGCAGGCCAAGCUCCACCCUCAGCCCCUCCUCCCAACCCCAGUGUGUCUGCAUCCACCUGACAGUGCCGACAAGAACCGCUUGCUGAGCCAGGUAGUGCGGCCCCAGGACCCUCCGUUGCGCUCCCCGCCGAGGGCCGCCCCGUCCGACGAGAAGCCCGCGCACUGGAAGGACGACGAGCGCAGAGGAGCCGGGGACAAAAGGGAAGCACGCGGCCGCCAUGAGGAACCGGAGCCUCGCGGGGAGCGGAGCAGAGGGGGCGACAGGCGGGGAGAGCCCGUCGCGGAUGCACCGUCUGACUCCCGCAGCCGAGGCAGGGAGCAGCGAGAGGCCACGCCGCCACCCCUUGCUCUGGCCCUCGCCACGGGCAGCGAGGAUAGAGACGGCUCCCAAUCCCAUGAGGAGGGUAAAAAGAAGACAAAGUCGCAGAAGAAGGGGCUGAAAAAGGUUCGCAAAGAGGAUGAGGUCGGCGGCGCCAACAUUCCGGCAGCUGCAGAUCGUUUCAAGCCCGAGCCCCCAGCCGGCGGCGCCGCGGAGGGACCGCCACCCGUACGCUCGCCCAAGAAAGGAGCCAGGAAGAAGGCACUCGAUCGGAAGAGGAAACGGUCACGAGAGGGGGAAUCUGACGUGUCGGAUGAGGAUUUGUCUGCCCCUCAGCCACAGAACAAGAGGAAGCGUGGGCCCCGGACGCCGCCGCCGUCGAUGAGGCCGGAUCCCCGUGCUGCCGUGGCCAACAUAGAGCCAUCUCCUCUACCCAAAAUGGACAACUUUAGUGACUGGUCAGAUGAGGAGGUCACGGACCGAGCGGCACCGCUGGAAACGCAGGCUCCUCCGGCACCGGCCGAGCCUCUCAAGAGAGGCGCUGGUCCCAGAGUGGGCAGGGACAGGGAGCGGUGUCACCCUCCUGCCAUCGCUCCCCUGCUCCCCCAAGAUCCCCCGAUGCUGCUGCCUACUCUGACCCCGCAGCCGCUCAUGUCGCAGCCGCUGCUCCGCAAGCUCCCCCCGGAGCAGGUGCGCAGCAGCAGCAUGGGGAGCAACCAGAGCCGCACGUCGUCCAGGCGCCUGCGCUCUCCCUCCAUUGAGUCGGCCCACCGAGACGACCCCCAGGGUCCGCGCGCCCGCCGGGGACGGCUGCAGGGCGCCAACUCUCGGGACCGGGAGAGGGAGAGGGAGAGGCCGGUUGUGGGCGAACCUCCGGUGGCCGAGAGGAAGUCUCGAAUUGACCAGCUGAGGAGAGCCGAGCCCAGUCGCAGCACCUCCUCAGACCGUCAGGACUCGCGCAGCCACAGCUCCAGGCGCAGCUCCCCGGACUCUGAGAGGCCGGCCAGGUCGGGGUCCCGCGCCGGCUCCUAUGACAGUCGAGAGCGGGAGAGAGACAGGGAGACAUUUGAGCGGGAACGAGACCGAAAGGACCUGCGGCCUCAGCAGCCGCAGCAACAAUCCCUGCCUCUGCAGCCACAGCAGCAGCAGCAACCACCACUACUACAACCACCACAACAACAACAACCACCACCACAGCAGCAGCCUCUGCUCCUCCAGCAGCCCCUUCAACUGCAGAGAGACUGGGAGCCCGAACCCAGGGACUGGCCCAGCAGAGGACGGGAGCCCCUUCUGAUGCGUCCUGGCCGGGAACCUCUCCUGAGGGAGCGGGACAUCAGGGACAGGGACCGCUUACUCCCCGAAGGACUCAUCCAGCAGCACGAGCGAGAGAGGGAGCGAGAGAGGGAGCGAGAGAGGGAUAUUAGAGGCGGCGGCGGUGAUCGAGAGAGGGAGAGGUUGAUGAUGAUGGACCUACUGCCACACGGGGACCUCAGGCUCGCAGGACGGGGAGACUUGCGUGGGGACUUGCGGGGAGACUUGCGGGGAGACUUGCGAGGGGACCUGCGAGGUGAUCUGCGGGGUGACAUGAGGGGAGACCUGCGGGGGGAAAUGAUGAGACCAGAGAGAAGUGACUUUGAGCCAAGAGAAUGUGCCUAUGUGCCAAGGGAAGUCUUCAGCUCUUUAGAGUUGGAGAAACCCAGCAACAGUCACCAUCUAAUGGGAGAUCAGAGGGAGCUGGAGAAGACGGACAGCAUUGAUGGAGACGAUGACGCAAAAGAAGAUGACGGCCAGUCAGUCACCUCCGUGGGAGAGGAGUAUGAACCAAUCAGUGAUGACGAGCUGGAUGAAAUACUGGCUGACAGCCAGAAAAAAGAGGAUCAGCAGGAUGACGAAAAAAUUACAGGUCCUCUGGAUGUCAUUGACGUGGACUGGUCCAGCCUGAUGCCCAAAACGAAGCAGGAGCCCCGGGCGGCGGGGGCGGCGCUGCUCCGCUUCACUCCAGGGGCGGUGCUUCUGAGGGCGGGAAUCUCCAAGCGCCUCGCUGGGCCCGAGCUGAUGGAGCAGGUCAGAGAGGUGUGCAAGUCUGAGCUGGACGACCCCAAAGAUGCCGACAAGCUGUUUGAGCAUGACCUGGGGGCUCUGAACAUGGCCGCUCUGAACAGGCGGGUGGAGAGGGCGGGUCUGCUGAGAAACCUCGGGCCCUGCUGCAAGGCCCUGUGUGCCCGCAGGGACUUCGCCAUCCGCCGACAGCUGUUAAAAAACGACAAGGGCCUAACCAAGCAGUACCCCGCCACUCCUGUGGUGGACAACGAGCUGCUGCAGAUGAGCAUGCGUCUCUUCAGAAGGACCAUGGCGGGCCAGGCCGCGGCCCCAGAGCAGUCAGACGGCGGCUCCGUGACGGCGGCCGAGGUGGCUCCUGCCGGUGGUAGUAAACUCAGCACGGCACAGCCCGAGGUGUGUGCGUCUUGAGAGAAAUGGGGUUUUUCAAAUAGUCGAAACGCGUGAAAUUGAGCAUGUCCGACUUUCCCGUCUCAUUUCAUACGCAGCAUUUUUAGUCAUGAGAGGAAAUAAAAGAAAACGGCAAAAUUGUGAAUCUUACUCAGUCAUGCAUUACAUGUAUUUGAUGAUCUUCAAAGUCCUGCGCCAUAGACAACUGGACAUUUUAGCUGGUUGUGAACCAUGUAUGAGAGGCAUAAAACCCUAAACUACUUCUGUUUCGUGUGCAUUGCUAUGUUUUAGAGCAGCUUUUUAAGUGUCUGUUUCAUCUGCCUAACCAUGUUCAAAUUCCUUUAUUGUGCAUUGGUUACCACGACUGAGAAUUAAAAUGGUUAGAUGUUAAUUUUUGUAAUGGGUCAUUUGCUUUGUAUGAAGGGACUAUUCAGCCUCAAACUAUGUGAUAAUUGGUGUUUUAUAUUUUUUUCUGUUUGGGUCAAGUUACAAAAUAUCUGCAGUAAAUGGCAGCAUGUUUUCUACAGUUUCCCCCGACCAACAACACUGCCUAGCUAUGCCACAUUGAAUUGAAUUUGAUACAAAUGUUAGUCUUUAGAGACAUUUUAUUGCUUUUUGCUUGAUGUUUGUGUUGAAUGGUUUGCUGAUGUCUACAAACUGAA